This is a messenger RNA of Thermothielavioides terrestris NRRL 8126, 1458 nucleotides long. RefSeq lists its product as uncharacterized. The transcript has 4 exons. Bases 1 to 1458 code for a protein of 485 amino acids. The record is from RefSeq and is a predicted model, not a curated record. Lineage: Eukaryota; Fungi; Ascomycota; Sordariomycetes; Sordariales; Chaetomiaceae.
AUGGCUGUCUUGCCGGCGGUGCUUGCGCUGCUGGUGCCGACCAGCUUGGCCGGCCCCGAGGACAUCGACAACUCGCAUUUCAACAUCGAGUCGUUCACCGAUGAAUGCUCCUUGGCAAGCGCCGUGUCAUUCGUGCAGGGCCUCUAUCCUCGGUCCCCGGGCAGCCCGUGCGAGCAGAACGCCGACCCGGACUACGGGCCUGGUGAAGGCUCGAAGCUGAACGAUCCUUUGUGUGACCAUCAGUACCCUAACAUCAGGACCGUUCACCCCGACCUGGAUCCUGACUCGAUAUGGUCCCAUGGCCAUGAGAAUUGCCGAAAGCGCGAGAACUCACUGCUCCUGUUUUCCAAUAAUAGUGUGGCCGAGUCGAUCCAUCAGAAUACCGAGGAGUUCUACGGCAGUCUCUGGGACGCCAUAUUCUACGAGGCACUCCCGCUCUCGCAGGCCAAUUUCUACAACGCUUAUGACCUAUACGACUACGCUGCUUACCGCUGGAACAAUGACAACAGGACAGCGUUGGCCCUGAAUGAGGGCGACCUGGAUGAGCUCGGCCAGCUCGCCUGGCAGGAGCAGAGCCUCCGGCAUGCAAACGUCACUGGCGCUGGGGGCGCUCAGGACGACGACUUGACUCAAGCCAUUGCUGGCCGCACGCUCGCAAGCAGGGUCACGGCCUUGUUUGCCGAGAACAUCGAGUCUCGUGGAGCACAAAACAAGUUGAACCUUGCCUUUACCUCGCACGAGCCGUUCCUCGCCUUCUUCGCACUCACUGGUCUCAGCACCGGCGCCUCAAGCCAUCAGUUUUCGCAACUUCCGAGCGCGGGUGCGACGUUGACCUUCGAGCUCUUCUCUGUCGACGACGGCAACGACACAGGGGAGACACACCAAGAACACGAAACCACCAGCUCGGUCGGCGAGACCUCCCCUAAGGUCAACAUCGAACCCACGUACCGUUACAACAAUGGCAAGCGCGCCGCUCCCCCCAGCAAACGCACCAGCUCUUACGACUUCACCGCCGGCACUUACUCCCAGAAGGCCAUCGACGACAGCACCAUGUUUCUGGGAUAUGGCACCUCUUCCCCUGACUACGGCAACCAGGCCGCAGAUCACGUCACCACCACACCGGACAGUAGCAGCACCGCCUAUCCAUCCAUCGACCAGCUCCACGUGCGGUUCCUCUACCGCAACUCGACGGAUGCACGCGGCGCCCUCGUGCCGUACCCGCUGUUCGGCAGCGACCAGGCGCACAUGAGCUUCAAGCACUUCAACGCGACCAUGUGGAGCAUCGGGAUUGCCAACGUUACGACGUGGUGCAGCGUUUGCGAGAGCAACACUUUCUUCUGCGCCGCGGCCGACCCGCCCCCGGCCAGGGGCCACCACGCGUGGCCGGCGAUCGUGCUGGGCGGAGCGGCGCUGGCGGUUGUCCUGUUCAUCAUCCUUAUCGUCCUCAUUCUCAUGUGA